Penicillium verrucosum is the source of this 1416-nucleotide messenger RNA. RefSeq lists its product as uncharacterized. The transcript is spliced from 3 exons. The record is from RefSeq and is a predicted model, not a curated record. The coding region runs from base 1 to 1416 and encodes 471 amino acids. Lineage: Eukaryota; Fungi; Ascomycota; Eurotiomycetes; Eurotiales; Aspergillaceae.
AUGGAACCAUUACAUACUCUGCGGCGAAAGAGUGCGAAGCUAAUGUUCUUCAUGAACUGGGCUAUUGGGCUCAACAGAGUUUCUUACUUGUACCGCAACCGCGACUUGAUAAAAUCUAUCGUCGCUCAGCACAUUGGGAGUCCUGCAGAAAACUUCCACGUUGCUGAGCCUGACCAGUGGAUGCGAGGCAGCUUCAAUAUUUGCAUCCUCGUCGAUUUUGAUGUUCCAGGCCAAAACAAGCAGCUCAUCAUACGCUUCCCUCUUCCGUACCGAAUUGGAGAUAUUUGUUAUCCGGGAAAUGCCGAUGAGAAGAUACUGUGUGAAGCAGGAACAUAUGCGUGGCUCCAAACGAAUUGCCCUGAUGUUCCCAUCCCAUAUUUGUAUGGGUUUGGACUGAGGUCGGGAAAAACUUUUACUGCUCUUGAUAACCGACCAUUUCUCCCUCGCUUACUGGAGAAGUUUCGACGCCGAAUUCUAGAAUGGUUUGGCUAUACUAGCCCUUCUCGUUAUAUCCCGCUGCCCAACGUAUCUUCUUUGAACACUGGCUAUCUCUUGAUUGAGUACAUUAAGCCAUGCCAGGGUAAAAUGCUCUCUAAAUCAUGGGAAGAGGGUCGCCAUGACCCAAAACUACGGACCAAUCUCUUUCACGGUCUCUCUCGCACCCUUCUCGCAUUGGCACGCACUCCAUUACCAAAAAUCGGCUCAUUUAUUCUAGAUGAGGGAGGCUAUCUGCAGCUGGAGAAUAGGCCACUCACUCUUCAAAUUCAGCAAUUAGAAAACGAGCAAAUACCUGUUGAUAUCCCGCGGGAUAGGGCAUACACCUCCGUCGAUUCGUAUAUCCAUGAUAUUCUUUCAUUCCAUGAAAACCGUCUACGCUACCAACCAAACUCUGUACAAAAUUUCGGGGACGGCAUGUAUCAGACAUCAGCAUUAAUGGUGAUGAGGAGCAUUUGGCUUGCUACUAUGACCGGCCCGUUCUUUCUAACCUUGACGGAUAUCCAUCCCAACAAUAUAUUUGUGGAUGACGAAAAUGAUCCACCCCCAUAUUGGCUAUCAAACCAAGCUAUCGAUAUGAUUGAUAUGAAAGAUUAUGAAAUCCUUCACAAAGAAUUUAUGACAGCAUUGGAAGUUGAACAGACGGCUCUGCCAUCACCACCUUUCUUAUACCCUGCGAUGCAACAAGGCUGGGAUAACGGAACCUUCUGGUUCUCUCUCGCGCUACAUAGCCCCACGGCCCUUUUCAAAGUUUUCUACGAUUAUAUUCAACCAAAGUUUUCAAAAGCUGAUAGUGGUGACCCAGAUUUCUGGGUUGUUACGGCGCCUUAUUGGACAUUUAAUGCGCUGAAAUUCAUUGACCAAAAGGUGAACGACAAAGAACAAUAUGAUAUUGCUCUACAAGAAGAAUUUAAGCUCUGA